Molecule: messenger RNA, 1437 nt
Organism: Mya arenaria
Lineage: Eukaryota; Metazoa; Mollusca; Bivalvia; Myida; Myidae
Exons: 2
Coding region: 417-1379 (320 amino acids)
Source: RefSeq, a predicted model, not a curated record
AUCGUUGUCUGAACUUAAUAGGGCAUUGGAGAUCGUCGAGGACACAAGCCUACGGUAUUGAUACUGAUAUAUUGAUUGUUCUUAAAUCAUCAAUUGUAUCAUCUAAAGUAGACAGAAAACAAUGCAGUGGAUGACUAUUAAUUUGACACGAGAAUGAAUACAUUGUAAUGGAAUCCGUGGGAUAGUUCUUCUUGAUAAUAAGAUAUUGGAGAAAAUCGAACAAAAUAUAUUUAUUGAGGUUAAAAUAAUUUGGCAGUCAUUGAUAUGGCAUGCGCGCGGCAGGCGACUGAAACAAACCCUCACACCCUGUCGAAUCUUGAAGACAACUAUUUAACUACAGGUGAACAGUUGUGAGAGCUAGGUGGAACAUACCAGGCAUAACAAGUUGAAGCAGUGCAAAUUACCUUGCCGCCACAAUGCAAAGAGCAAAGAGCGCUCCUGCUGGACGGCAGAGGUCGAGACGAGUAAAUGCCUUACACGAGAUAGAAGAAUGGGUGUUAAGUAGCAAAAACAAGCCUGAAAAUGACGAGUUUGAAGACAAAAUGUUUAGUAAAUCAAACGACCAGAGAUUACUAAAAGCGAAGCUAAUGGAAUUAGGAAAGGAGAGAUUCAAAGUAAUGGCUAAGCUCAAUCACGACAAACAAAAGUUUGUUGAAAGACAAAAACGCAAUGGACUAUUAAACAGAAACAUACGAUCGGCGGCUACAAGUACGCGUGCUAGCAGUGAGCAAAGAUUAAACACCCUAAGAGGAAGCCAAUCCUUGUCAGCUCCUGCAAAACGCCCGUGCUCAGCGAUUUCAAGACAGAAAACUGUCCAGUUUCAUACAGACUUCAGAAAAGCGGAAUAUAUCACAACUGGUGUCAAUCCCAACUUCACAGAGGAAAUAGCACCCACACGAGAAGAGAAAGACGACAUCGUCGAGACGUUCAUUCUAUUACAGCCAAACUUGUCAACGGAAGUGCCACCUAGCCAGUUGAUACGGCCGUUUACCGCGGGGAAUCAAAACUUCAGCCGGACUCCUUCAUCUUCGUCUUUAAAUAGUCGUGGAAAAGCUGGUAAACAAUUAGUGAAUGGGAAACCACCAAAAGGCCAAUGGGAAUUUGAAGGAGAAAGGUUUCAAAGGCAACAUUCAAAAGAGGACCGCAUAAACGAUGAACAACAAUUUCCAAACGUGGAAGCAUCAAACGACCGACGAUUUUACAAGCUUCACAAAUUGUUGUCAAAUAACUAUGCAACCCGUGUAAGAGACGAUGUUCCAACAAUAAUACGAAAGAUAGGAUCACUACAGAUGCCCCUGAAAGCUGGCAGUAAAGAAGCGAGAAGGGAGUUGGAAGCCAAGAUAAAGAUUUUCAUGGAGGAAAAUAAUAUUGUGUUUUAAGGCGGGUGCUGGUUUGAUUUACGUGUUCUCAAUUUGUAAAUAAAAAAUAUAUAUCCUG